Molecule: messenger RNA, 2873 nt
Organism: Cyclopterus lumpus (lumpfish)
Lineage: Eukaryota; Metazoa; Chordata; Actinopteri; Perciformes; Cyclopteridae
Product: zinc finger BED domain-containing protein 1-like
Exons: 6
Coding region: 2218-2691 (157 amino acids)
Molecular function (GO): DNA binding
Source: RefSeq, a predicted model, not a curated record
CUCCCCCUCCAGCUCAGUGUCUCAUGUAUAGCCAUUCCUCUACCUCCCUUAAUGAUAACGGUACAUUUGCUAGGUUGGAGGCAGUUCUAAGUGGGUGAGAUGCACGGCUCGAAGCUCAGACAGCUACGAGGGGUAGACAGUAGCUGUCACGAUGACCACAGCCUGUAUGAUGGCCAUGCUGCUCCUCUGGGCCUGUCCAGUGGACCCCCACCGGACGCCCUAUUAUGAGAGAAAAGAUCCAGAUCCCAGUCAGGACCAAAUGGACACAAAGAACCACCAUGAAGAUGCCAGAAUGUCCAUGCAGUCCGGGCGCAGGUGGUUAUCAAAGCCGCGAAUCUCCGAUGCGGAGUACAGCGGCGGAGUAGUAGCGUUAAGCUAGCGCCAGCCUGUGACCGAGAGCCCACCGUCCGCGAGAUGAGAAGCGAUGUGCAGCCCAGGAGAAUCAGCGAGAUGAUCCACAGCAUACCAGCGGGAAGACGGCAGCAGUCCGGUGAGGAGAGAGUGGUAGCCUGGAGGGGCUACCAGCCCGUUAGCCUGACAAUCCUGCCCGGAGAAUGGAGGUCCACCUGGUGCAGUGGUGGCUAGCGGAGACCAACCCAGGUCUGCUCACCGCACCGGAACGGAAAGAUCCCGGCAGAGUAAACAGGUGGGCUUGUGAUGGCUAGCGACGUGGCAGCCAGGGGUGAGAAGACCAGCUGUUCCAGUUGCAGGACAAAAACAACAAUUGGACUAAACCCGGAAGUCUUGGGGCUAGCGGGCUAAUUACUCUUCUGAGGUUAGUCGAGUGUUUAAAUAUAUUCAAGGUGCUACUCUAGUGUUUGUCACCACAGAGCUAGCAACCUAAACAAACAGGCAAAAAGAAGUGAAAAACACAAGAGCAAAAAUAAAAACGCGAAAAAUCGAGGCUGCCAUCAAGCGGCCAUCUUGGAUUUCUGUAUACAUUGCAUGAUUUGUUCUCGGGUGAGAACUCCAAGAGCUGCUGACAAUGUGUUUGCAAAAUAAUUGGUUACAGAUUUUCUGGCAAUUGUCACAGGAUUCAAAAACUGAAAAAUAGCGACGUGGCAGCCAGGGGUGAGAAGACCAGCCGUUCCAGUUGCAGGACAAAAACAGCAAUUGGACUAAACCCGGAAGUCUUGGGGCUAGUGGGCUAAUUACUCUUCUGAGUUCUGAGUUCAGUUAAGGUUAGUCAAGUGUUUAAAUAUAUUCAAGGUGCUACUCUAGUGUUUGUAACCACAGAGCUAGCAACCUAAACAAACAGGCAAAAAAGAUGUGAAAAACACGAGAGCAAAAUAAAAACGCAAAACAAUCGAGGCUGCCAUUAAGCAGCCAUCUUGAAAAAAUGUAGCGAUAAAAGUGUCAGCUAACUGCAACUUGACUGAGCACCAGCGUCUCCUCCGACCACAACCCCCAGAAACUGCUGGUUCGUCUCCGCCUGCUCUUGCUGCAUCUGCCCCAGUGCCAUGAUUGGCUGGGUCGGCAUCUCUGCGUGCUGCUCUUGGCGAUGCAUGUGCCCACUUUACAUUGGGUGCCACUGUAAGGCUCCUACGUCGUCCCCGUGAGUCUUGGGCAGGCACAAAGAGGGCAGCACACUGGAUUUAAUUCAGUCGCUACUCCUGUUUUUAUCGGGAAGAGACAAACACACAGAUUAACCCCAGCUGAGGCUGAUUACACCUCAUCCCUGAACCACCCCUCGUUCCGUCCCCUCUGCAGCUGAGCCUGACCACGCCCCGCCACCACACUGUUGUUUACACCAGACGGAUCCUUUCUAGUCAUCACUCUUUGGUCUGGUGGUACAUCAGCGCCCAAUGUUACCUUCUUAUGUUUCCGUUUACGGAGCUUUCUUCACCAGGAUGGAGAUGUGACCGUGUCAGGUUGUUUGUGAUACUGAUUCCCAUGACUGGGAUGUGGUUUCUCACUAAGCAGUUCAUCACAAUGGGCCAUAAGCAGUGCCACAGGGCGGUAGUCAUUUAGACUUAAUCUUGAAGCAGAGGGAAAAUUCUCCCGUGUCAGGGAUAUGAUGAAUAUGUCUGUGACGACAUCCACUAGCCGGUUGGCACACAUUGUGAACAAGUUAGAUUUGAAGAUAAAUAGACUAAAAAGACUUUUGGAGGUAAGAGCAAUACAAGAAAUUUGAAGUUAAAUCAGAAAGACAAAAUGACUUGCAUGCCUUGGUUUGGUUUGUAUGUAAAGGAGUAGGGAGGUGAGGGAGUGUCGAAGAUGCUGCCACCCAGGAGAGGAGAGUCCCCAUCAGUACCAGCACUACCCACAGUACCAGAUAGUACCACAGAUCAACAUUACUCUGCUCAAAGGGAGUUGGGGUACAAUAACAACACCUCAUCCAUGCUAAGGCAUUACCGUGCCUUGUAUGAGAAUAAGGAGGAAACUGGAGCUUCACCCAGCCAUGCCACCAGAAAACAAGAGCUGGAUGAAGCCCUCGUCUCCAUGAUAGUGAAGGACACACAGCCUUUCACUGUUGUGGAUGAUGUUGGAUUCAGGGCAUUUGUGUCCAAACUGGAUCCUAAUUAUGUUAUCCCUACAAGGCAGGCUCUGAAGGCCAUGGUGGAGGCCAAGUAUGAGUUGGCUAAGGAGAAGGCUAAGGCUAAAAUGGAAACGGUGGUUGCUGUUAGCCUUACGUCUGACAUGUGGACAUCCAUCAAUAUGGAUGCCUCAAUAACAAAAGCCUCCUUCUGAAUGAAUUCAUAAUGGACAGUAAUCUUGAUUUUCUCUGCCUCACUGAAACAUGGCAUAAACUCCUGGACUAUUUCUCCCUCAACCAGACCACCCCCACAGGAUUCACAUACACAGAUAAACCUCGUCCAGAGGGGCGGGGAGGUGGUGUUGCUGCUGUCCACCGGGAGGACAUUAAAACAACC